Molecule: messenger RNA, 1488 nt
Organism: Pogona vitticeps (central bearded dragon)
Lineage: Eukaryota; Metazoa; Chordata; Lepidosauria; Squamata; Agamidae
Source: RefSeq, a predicted model, not a curated record
UCAUGAUUGUUAGCGAUCGGAUCUUUUGCAGAUCAUUAACGCAUAGGGUCGCCGUGCGGUGGAACAGACUUGACGCCACCUAAUAACAAAGCCAAAGGAACAAGGCGAGGGCAGGCACCCAGCGAUUCAAACGUCAUUGCGCACCGCACAGACAGCCCAUUGCCGCGCAAGCGCAUUGAAAUAAUAGGCCCGGUAUUGGCCAAGCGGAUGUUUUUCCACCGAUCUACCUUUGUGGACUCAAUCGUGGAGCUGAUUGGCUAUGUUCCUGUAGCGUACGUAGGCGUGACGGGCAAUCGACCAAUGGGAAGGCCGAAGGCCGGGGUACGCGAGGGUUGCCGGGCUGCAGGUGACACUCUAAUAGUGGAAGAAGACGCACCCAAUCCGAAAACUGAUUCAUCUAUAGUUACAAAACGGACUGCUCCUAAUUCAUUCAGGGAGGUGCUCCCUGUUCUUGCCCGGAAGGUUGUUCCAGCAGAUAACUCAUGCCUUUUUACCAGUGUUUACUAUGUGGUAGAAGGUGGGGUUUAUGACCCAGGAUGUGCUCCAGAAAUGAGGAAUCUAAUAGCCCAGAUUGUAGCAAGUGAUCCAGAAUCUUAUAGUGAGGCAGUACUAGGGAAGACUAACCAAGAAUACUGUGAAUGGAUCAGAAGAGAAGAUACAUGGGGAGGUGCAAUUGAGGUGUCUAUCUUGUCUAAAUUUUAUCAGUGCGAAAUAUGUGUAGUGGACACACAAACAGUUAGAAUUGAUCGUUUUGGGGAAGAUGCUGGCUACGCUAAACGGGUGCUUUUAAUUUAUGAUGGUAUUCACUAUGAUCCACUUGAGCAUAAAAUUCCCAACUCAGACAUUCCUCCCCAAACAGUGUUUUCAACAUCUGAUGAUGUUGUCCUUGCACAGGCUUUGGAGUUAGCAGAUGAAGCCAGAAGAAAGAGACAGUUUACUGAUGUGAACCGGUUUACAUUGAGAUGUGUGGUAUGUCAGAAAGGAUUAACGGGGCAGACGGAAGCCAGAGAACACGCCAAGGAGACGGGACAUACCAACUUUGGAGAAGUGUGAUUUUUCUGUGAGGUUGGGCAUACCUACUACCUCACAUAUAUAGAACAAGCCUCUCAAUCCUCAAAUAAGCUAUAUGUAAUCGUAAGAAAUCCAUUCAGGAUCUGAAAGCCCUAAACGUACCUAAUUAUGGCUGAUAUACAAAGGUUUGCUGUAGUUGGUGUGCAGCAUUUACAAGAGUGUAUGCGGUCAUAUAUUUUCCAGCUAGUUUGGAGUUGUCUUUUGCAUGUUUAAGAAGUAGGAGAACCAUUGAUGCCAUCUCCCAUAUCGAGAAUCUGAGUAGCUGAUACCGGAAUUCCUUUGACACAAUUAAAUAUACAGACACUACCGUAGCUAGACUUUUAUAUAGGCUUUAAGAAUCACUGAUGGAAUAAAAAUCACAGCUCAGUUCCUGAGUUUCUGAUUAUAGAGUCUAGUAAAUAAUUAUGUUGGCCUCCA